This is a messenger RNA of Lachancea meyersii CBS 8951, 1488 nucleotides long. NCBI's taxonomy places the organism in Eukaryota, Fungi, Ascomycota, Saccharomycetes, Saccharomycetales, Saccharomycetaceae. The record is from the annotation of a GenBank genome assembly.
AUGCUAAGAUAUCUCACUGCAGCAAGAAGAUUUUAUUCACAUGUUCCUGCUACGUUUUAUCACCCAACGAUCUAUGCAGUGUCGACUUCAUUGGGCCAGAAAUCGGCUGUAGCAGUGGUGAGAAUAACAGGAACACACUCUGAACACAUAUUCCAGCAGCUCACUGGAUCUCGGAAAAAGCCGAUUGCUAGAAGAGCUUCACUGCGAACUUUAUACGAUGAGGUUUCAGGAAGGAAGAACGUUUUAGACUCCUCCAUUGUGGUCUAUUUUGCUGGUCCGAAAUCGUUUACCGGUGAAGACAUGCUGGAGCUACACCUCCAUGGCGGAAAAGCAGUUGUAAAGAGUGUUUUAAAAGCCAUCGAACGCCUUGGAAAUAAAAAGGCAGGACAAGAGAUACGUUUCGCUUUGCCAGGUGAAUUUUCGCAGCGGGCCUUCCAAAAUGGACGCAUGGACCUUACUGAACUCGAGGGUGUUGGGGAUCUCAUAGAUGCAGAAACGGAAACCCAGCGUCGAUGUGCUAUCACAAGUAUGACCGGUUUACAUAAGAUGAUAUUCGAGCGCUGGAGGUCCAUUAUUGUUUCCAAUAUAGCUCAAUUAACAGCCAUCAUAGAUUUUGGAGACGACGCUGAGAUAAACGACAUUGAUCACAUACUUCAAUCUUGUGCGCGAGAAACGGAAACUUUGAAAGAAGAAGUGGAACGAUUUAUACACAAAAUCGAUCGUUCAUCCAUUCUACAAAAUGGUAUAAAAGUUGCACUGUUAGGGUCGCCCAACGCGGGCAAAUCAUCUCUUUUAAACCGCAUUACAAGCGACGAAACUUCGAUUGUCAGCGAUAUACCAGGGACGACAAGAGAUACCAUAGAUGUUCCACUUGACAUUGGCGGCUUCAAAGUUGUCCUUUGCGACACUGCCGGAAUAAGGAGCGCAAGCAAAGACAAAAUAGAAAUAGAAGGUAUGAAGAGAGCAAGAGCGAAAGCUGCUCAGAGUGACCUGGCAAUUUUGGUUGUGGACGCCACUGCCAGGUCGUGUGUAACCCCCGAAUUGAGCGAGCUUGUCAUUUCGGAGCUAUCUGAGAAAGAGGUGAUUACCGUUAUAAACAAAACAGACGCUGUUGAUAUUGAGACUGUUGCCGAAGUGAGGCAAAAACUGAAAAAUCAAUUCGGAGACCUAGCAAUAAUUGAAGAAGUAUCUUGUCUUGAUUAUCGCGGAAUAGACGACUUGGUAGACCGCCUGUCGAGAUUUUUCAAGAAGUUGUCAGAUUUGGACGCCGAUCCAAUCGCGGCAUCGAAACGAGUGCAGGAGAUCUUGAAAAAAGACGUUCUUUACGGAAUCAAUGAAUUUCUAGCGACCAUCGAUCUUGGCGAUGUUGUGAUGGCUUCAGAAAAUUUGGCAAGUGCCGCUGAGGGGAUUGGCAAAAUAACUGGUGAGUCCGUGGGCAUUGAAGAAGUUCUGGGGGUAGUUUUCUCACGAUUUUGCGUCGGUAAGUGA